AUGCCCUCCAAAAGAAAACAUUCGAGUGUCGAGAACGUGGAUGAUGGUAAUACCGAGAACGAGCAAAAGCGCUUCGCCUAUUUGAAGUCGAGCGUGCGCCGUAUUAACGAGAACACAAUUAAAUCCAAAUGGACCACACUCCCCGAGCCUGUUCAGGAGAAAGUCCGGGACUUGUUUUUGGCCCUUGAACGUCCUGUGAUUGUUCGUCAGCAGAAUGAACGCAAGCGUAUCGAAGCCCAGAGCGCAGUUCGAGCGGUAGUUAACAAUCUUUCAAAACGUCUGCCUCGAAUGCCAUUUCCUCCAAUAACGAAGGACUCGAAUUUUGACUACGAAUCUGCAAUUGACGAACAUCGAUCACUUGAGGCAAGUCUUGCCACGAUGAAGGACAGUGCCGACCUCCUUCGUGCAGAAAUUGCAAAAGAAGAAUCGCUUCUUGAACAGGAGAAGCAAUCUUUGCAGGAAAUGGAAAGGAACGCGAAAGGCGCAGAAGCGGAGCGAAAGCGCUCCUUGAAAAAGGAACACCCUAUAUUGCGCCAACUUGAUAACUUGCAAAGGCCUUCAUUCGAAGAGUGUGCGCAGUUUGCAGUGCUCAAUCAUACUCAAAAUUCAGUCACUCUGGAUGAGCUUGAUGGAGAUCCCGACGUACACAAGCUGAUGCUCCAGCUCCAAGGCCAUCUGCAGUCAAUGCAGACGAAUACAGCACCUUUGGAUGGGCUCAGUGAUGCAAUCAUGCGAUCUCAAGCCGCAUUGGACCUUCUGUUUACUUCAAGUGACUGA
Molecule: messenger RNA, 777 nt
Organism: Penicillium diatomitis
Lineage: Eukaryota; Fungi; Ascomycota; Eurotiomycetes; Eurotiales; Aspergillaceae
Exons: 5
Coding region: 1-777 (258 amino acids)
Source: RefSeq, a predicted model, not a curated record